AUGGCAUACUACAUCAUCCAGCUGAUUGCAGUCGUUCUAGGCGCUAUCGGCAUGAUUCUCACCAUUGUCGUCACAUCAAUGAUCCAGUGGAGGGCAUCAUACAUGGUAGAAGGAAAUGCUGCCAAUUGUGAUAAGCGCAUAGAUGGACAAUGGCUAAGCCGAUGGGAUGGCUUAUGGCUAACUUGUGUGACAAAGAAUGAAAACACCUUGAACUGCCACCCCUAUGACUCUUUAGUGAUUAUCACCACCGACCUAAAAGUUGGCAGAGUCCUGAUGUCCUUUGCAGUUGUGAUUUCCAUUAUUUCCUUCAUCAUUGCUGUUAUUUCUGUGAUAUGCAUCGGAUGCUGUAGAAUGGCACGAGAAGGAAGAUAUUGCCUGCUCUUAACUGCUGGAAUUGGUUACAUCAUAGCUGGUAUCCUUGUCUUAGUCCCAAUUGUCUGGACCACUGCCAGCAUCAUCCGAGACAUCAACAACCCAGUUUGCAAAACAAUGCAAAGAAUUGAAAUCGGUGAGGCUGUAUUCUUAGGUUGGCCUACUAUGUUCUUCCUCUUGGUUUCAGGAGCCUUGUUCUGUUGGUACCAACCUUAUGAUGAAGAUGUAUAUGAAGAAGACAAUUGCAAAACUAUCUAUUCCUCACACACAUCCUUACCAAGGCCAGUGUACGCACCAUGCCAAAGCCAGGAGAAAUCACAACGACAAAGUAUGUAUUCCAAAAGCCAAUACAUCUGA
This is a messenger RNA of Bufo bufo (common toad), 729 nucleotides long. Its product is annotated as claudin-8-like. Gene Ontology annotation, cellular component: plasma membrane; bicellular tight junction. Lineage: Eukaryota; Metazoa; Chordata; Amphibia; Anura; Bufonidae. Gene Ontology annotation, molecular function: structural molecule activity. Gene Ontology annotation, biological process: cell adhesion; bicellular tight junction assembly. The coding region runs from base 1 to 729 and encodes 242 amino acids. The record is from RefSeq and is a predicted model, not a curated record. The transcript has a single exon.